Molecule: messenger RNA, 3241 nt
Organism: Paramisgurnus dabryanus
Lineage: Eukaryota; Metazoa; Chordata; Actinopteri; Cypriniformes; Cobitidae
Gene: acoxl
Product: acyl-CoA oxidase-like
Biological process (GO): fatty acid beta-oxidation using acyl-CoA oxidase; lipid homeostasis
Cellular component (GO): peroxisome
Molecular function (GO): fatty acid binding; FAD binding; acyl-CoA oxidase activity
Source: RefSeq, a predicted model, not a curated record
CCCGGAAGUGAAGCGCUACAGUUACAGUCAAAGCGAAAUAGCUACGUGCAGCAAGCACAGAGAAAUUAUGUUAUCAUCACCAUCAACUUUAUCAUCUAUGGAUCAAAUGCGCUCUACAAGCAGCCUGCUCAGAUAUCUGGAUGGCGAUUACUGGGAAAUUAAAGAUGUAUUACGCGAAGCGAUAUCAAAAUGUGAACUGUUUCACUGCAGCAGUUAUGAACUGACUCUGGAUCAGCAUAGAGACUUGACUGCAGAUAGACUACGUCAUAUCCUCAGACUGCCACUGAUGAAGGAACACCUUAAAAAUCAAGUGAAGGAGAAACAAAAAGGUUUCAUAGCUAAGAGUUUGAGUAUGACAGAGCUCAUCUGCUCAGCUGACCUGGCUACAGGAGUCAAGAUCGGUGUCGUGUGUGGAUUGUAUGGAGGUGCUGUCAACAAUCUAGGGAGUUCAGAGCAGAAGGAGAAAUGGUAUCUCCCUGUUUCAGAAUUACAAUUUACAGGCAUGUUUGCCAUGACUGAGAGAGGUCACGGUAGCAACGUACGAGGCAUUCUUACUGAAGCCCAAUACGACCAAUCCACACAGGAGUUUAUAAUCAACACUCCCUCUGAAGAUGCUCAGAAAAUGUACAUUGGAAAUGCAACGAAAGGACACGUCUCUGCUGUAUUCGCUCAACUCAUUAUAAAUGGAGAGUCGCAAGGCCCUCACUGUUUUAUUGUACCAAUCCGUGAUCAGAAUGGAGUCACAAGGCCAGGAGUGACUGUGAUUGACAUGAAACACAAAGAAGGUCUGAAUGGGGUUGACAAUGGCAUUUUGAUAUUUGAUAACGUACGGAUACCACGGGAAAAUCUGCUAAGCAAGUUUGGAUAUGUAGCAGCUAAUGGCGUGUACACAUCUCCAAUCCCGAGUAAAGGCAGUCGCUUUAAUGCUAUGUUAGCUGCACUGACGCCAACCCGCCUCUGUCUUACUGUACAGGCCAUGGCCGCCAUGAAGCUUGGUCUCAUCAUAGCCGUACGCUACAGUCACAGUCGUAGGCAGUUCGGUCCAAGGCAUCAGGAUGAGGUGAAGAUCAUAGAGCACCAGACGCAGUAUCUAAGACUGAUGCCACACCUGGCUGCCUCCCUUGCGCUUACGUUCACUACCAGAUAUGCGGCUGAUCUAAUGGAUGAUGCAUUGUAUCAGGGGCAAGACCUUCAAAGCAAUCGCGCUCUACAGGCACUUGUCGCGGGACUCAAAGCGUACAGCACGUGGCAGAACAUCAUGUGUCUGCAAGACUGCCGUGAAUGUACCGGUGGCAUGGGUUUCAUGAUGGAAAACCGAAUACCAUCUCUAAAGUGCGAUUCUGACGUCUUUGUCACAUUUGAGGGGGACAACAUGGUCAUGCUGCAGGUGGUGGUACGAGAGCUGUUGGCUCAGUACACCAAACAGAUGGGAAACAACUUGGUUAUGGGACUGAUCAGAAACUGGACCAGCUCAGCCACAGACAGAAUCAGAACCAGCUCUCUUGGCUUCAGUGUGGAUAAAGUAGGAGACCUAACGUUCCUUCUGAAGGCGGUGAGAUACAGAGAAAGGGUGUUGCAACGCAGUCUAGCAAGUCGACUUUACAGUAAGGUGGAGAAAAACAAAGAAGAGUUUUUCAUGGCUUGGAACGCUUGUCUUCAUCAUGUGACCACUUUAGCUAUGGCGCACAUACAUAGAGUGACCUUGGAGCAGUUUGCCCUGGCUGUUCAACAAUGCCACAUCAAAGAUGACCAUGCCUUGCUCACUAAGUUCUGCCUUCUUCACGGCACUUAUUUGGUGUACCAGGAGAGAGGGUGGUACCUGGAGCACAACUACCUGACCCCGAACACCAGCCGACAGAUCCGCAGCCAGCUUCUGGAGCUGUGCAGGUCAGUAAAAGAUGAUGCACUGAAGGUGGUCGCAGACUUCAACAUCCCAUCCUGCUGCAUACAGGCCCCCAUCGCAGGAGUCGCUAACCCGAGGGCAGAAUGGGGUUUCUACGCACAGCCACAGUGGCCCGGUGUCACCCAACCUCUAUCAAAGCUCUGAGUGAGCGUAGCCUUGUGUUUGGGUCACCAUCAGCACCGUGACGCUGCACUGGUCUCAAUCGAGUGAUGCUGGCAUUAAUGGGUCUGGAAUAAUUGGGAGUUAGAAAGUAAUCGUUCUUAUUUUGUGAUAGAAGUAUCAUGCCUUGUGCCAAAAGAAAUUGCGAUGGCAUGCUAAUGGAAAACCUUCUACUGGCAAAAGUAUUUUGUGUAUGACUUAGGGAUGUUGGGUAGAGAGCUGCAUAUUUUGUCUUUAAUUUGAGUUAUGUAAUUCAUGUAUGCUUCUAAAACUUUAAAAUGGGAUGCAGGGAUCUCCAAUUAACACCUGCCAAACCUAAACGAAUACUAACCACUAAUCGACCCCAUCCCAAAUGACACACUUAAUAUAUUUAGUAUGGACCAAAUUUAUAAUAAUCGUAUUCAUGUUGUAUUUAUAUAUGUAUUAAUUUAACUUGAAUGAUGUCAUUAUUAAAAUGUAAUGCAAUGUUUGUUUCUCUCAGUGUUUUGCUGCAAAUGUUUAUUUCCAUUUAACGCUUUCCACAAAUCCAUCUACUUGUUCACCUCUAACAUCCACGUUUUUAAAGAUCUACUUGUAAUCAGUUUUGUGAAAUUUGUUUAAAGGGGCCAUGUCACAAGACUUUAAAUGUCAAAUAAAUCUUUGGUGUCCCCAGAGUACACAUGUAAAGUUUUAGCUCAAAAUACCAUAUAAAUAAUUUAUUAUAAUAUGUUAAAAUUGACACUUUGUAGGUGUGAGCAAAAAUGUGGCGUUUUGGGUGUGUCUCUUAAAAUGCAAAUGAGCUGAUGAAAUUCAAACACUGAUAGCAAUGAUGGUGGUUUGUUGCAAUUGAAACUCAAUUGUGCUGUGAAUUAUUUUCUCUCUCUCUCUCUCUCUCUCUCUCUCUCGCUCUCUCUCUCGGUUUCUCUCUGCACUAAAUGGCUGUGUCGUGGUUGGAUUGUGCAGAUUAAGGGGCGGUAUUUUUAUAAUAAACGCUCCUUAUGACAUCAUAAGGAGAGCCAAAUUUCAAUGACCUAUUUUUUCACAUGCAUGUGGAGAAUGGUUUACCAAAACUAAGUUUCUGGGUUGAUAGAAGCACUGGGAACCCAAUUAUAGCACUUAACAUGGAAAGUCAGAUUUUCAUGCCAUGGCCCCUUUAACUACACUACAUUUAAUACACCAUAAACGUUUUUUAUUACACCA